Molecule: messenger RNA, 3947 nt
Organism: Solea senegalensis (Senegalese sole)
Lineage: Eukaryota; Metazoa; Chordata; Actinopteri; Pleuronectiformes; Soleidae
Gene: prdm1a
Product: PR domain containing 1a, with ZNF domain
Exons: 7
Coding region: 171-2735 (854 amino acids)
Biological process (GO): cell fate commitment; regulation of transcription by RNA polymerase II
Cellular component (GO): cytoplasm; nucleus
Molecular function (GO): RNA polymerase II cis-regulatory region sequence-specific DNA binding; DNA-binding transcription repressor activity, RNA polymerase II-specific; histone deacetylase binding
Source: RefSeq, a predicted model, not a curated record
GGACUCAGAGUGACUCUGUUUCAAAGACACACACACUCUUGAAGAGGAACAGUCUCAGUGUGGACUAUCAGGACAGGACAGGACAGGACAGGACGGAAACAGGGGGACAACUGCACCUGUCCCACACACACACACACACACUCAUAGAGAGGAUCUGACCGGACGUCCUUAUGUGUGGAUGGGACCAAAGUUACACAGCGACCUCUCAUAGCUCGGCCAUGUUGACCAGUGAGGGGGCGCACACCAUGGAGCAGGACGACUCGCCACGCGGACCCAAGAUGGCCUCCACCGCCACCACCACCAUCAUCCAAACCACCACCAAAUCUGCCGGAGCUGGAUCCGGCUCAGACGGAGCAGAGACAUUGACAGACACGGACGUGGACAUGGACAUGGACGUGGAGGAGGCGGACAUGACUCGGUGGACGGAGGCCGAGUUCGAGGAGAAGUGCACAUACAUCGUCAAAGACACUGCGUGGGAGGCGGGGCCAGAGGGCGACGGCGCGGUGACGCCGCUGACCAGAGCCGAGGCGUCGCUGCCCCGAAACCUGGCCUUCAAACACCCGGCUGACGGCAAGGAGGUGGUCGGUGUGUGCAGCAGGGAGUACAUCCCCAAAGGAACCCGCUUCGGUCCCCUCGUGGGUGAAAUCUACACUGCUGACAGCGUCCCCCGGGAAGCCAACCGGAAGUACUUCUGGAGGAUCUACGCAGACAAAGAGUUCCACCACUUUGUCGACGGCCUGGACGAGACUCGCUCCAACUGGAUGAGGUACGUGAACCCGGCGCACUCAGCGGCGGAGCAGAAUCUGGCGGCGUGUCAGAACGGCAUGGAGAUCUACUUCUACACGGUGAAGCCCGUGCCCGCCGGCGCCGAGCUGCUCGUGUGGUACUGCCACGACUUCGCCCGGCGCCUCCACUACCCGCCGUCUGGGGAACUCAUGAUGCAGAAACUCAAGCAGUCACUUUUCGAGGUCAAGCAGCAGCAGGUGAGCAGCAAGGACCCGCCCCCCACCGCGGUGACGCCCAGCCCGCCCAAGAGGGAGCACAGCGUCCUCUCGAUUCUGCGCGGCACCAACAGCACCUCGCCCUCCGCGUCUAACAAGAGGGAGCCCAGCCGGCCGCUUCCCACCCGCCCGAGCUGUGCCGACAGCCCCGAGCGCCCGCUGUAUCCCCGCGCGCUCUACCCGGCUUUCAGGCCUCACAUGCCUGAAGAGUUCCACAGCCACAAACCAGGCCAGCUCAGUUACCCCGCAACUCGUUCCCCUGGUAACCAGUCGUUGGCGACGCCCAGCCCAUCGGCGAGGAGCAGCCCAGACAGCAGCCCUCAGGGGAGCCCGUCAGGUGCGGUGCCAUCUCCGGCCUCUUUUUACCCCACUGGACUGGCCUCGUAUCCCGGUUACUCCCCACCAUCAGCCCCUCACUCGUCACCCUUUUACCCCCCGGGAGCCCCAUACUCACGCUACCUCCUGCACCAUCACUACCCUCUGUCGGGUGGUGGUGUUCCCACUGUAGGAGGGAUCUUCCCCCGGAUGUACCCCCUCUACAGCAGCCUCCUGCCAAGUCACGUGCCCAUCAUGCCCGCUGACACAGCAGGGAGGCGCUUCUUGAUGCCUGACCCCAUCCACCCCACCCACAGAGACUUCCUCCUCCCGGGGCCCACCAGUGCCUUUGCUGCCGCCACGUCUCUGAAGGACAAAGCAGGGCCUCACCACCCGUACUCCGGCCACCCUCACUUACACGAGGCAGCCCGCGCUCCUUCGAGCGGCUCCCCGACAGCAGGCACAGCUCCUCCCAGCGAGCGGAUGCCGACCAAGCCUACCUCUGCCCUGCUGGGCAACAAAAGUGAGCUUCACGCCGACGAGGAGGCCAUCAACCUGUCCAAAAUGAAGCGAGGCCCGGGUUCAGCCGGCUACAAAGCACUGCCGUACCCGCUGAAGAAGCAGAACGGCAAAAUCAAGUACGAGUGUAACGUGUGCAGCAAGACCUUUGGACAGCUGUCAAACCUGAAGGUUCACCUCCGUGUCCACAGUGGAGAGAGACCCUUCAAAUGUCAGACCUGUAACAAAGGCUUCACUCAGCUGGCUCACCUACAGAAACACUACCUGGUCCACACUGGGGAGAAGCCGCACGAGUGCCAGGUUUGUCACAAGCGCUUCAGCAGCACCAGCAACCUGAAAACUCACCUCCGCCUCCACUCGGGCGAGAAGCCCUACCACUGCAAACUCUGCCCCGCAAAGUUCACGCAGUUCGUCCACCUCAAGCUGCACAAGCGCCUGCACUCCAGGGACCGUCCCCACAAAUGCCCCCACUGCCACCGCCACUACAUCCACCUGUGCAGCCUGCGGCUCCACCUGAAGGGCUACUGCCUGGCGGCGGGCUCCGGCGCCGGCAGCCCGGCCGUCUCCACGCAGGCGGCCCUGGAGGAGGUGCAGCGCGCCAACGAGGAGAUCGAGCGCUUCGACGUCAGCGAGCACGCCGAGCGGCUGGAGCAGCUGCAGGGAGGCGUGGAGCUGGACACCAUGCUGGAGAAGCAGGUGCUGGGCCUGAUGUGGAGGGACGCCGACAUCAAGUCCUCCCACUUCCACCCGCGCCACAAGGGCGACGAGCUCCUGUCGGCGGUGUACGGCGCGUACGAGUCGCCCAACGAGACGUCGGUCAUCAAGGUGCGGCGCAGCAGCCCCGUGCUGCCGCUCCACGCCAACGUCAUCGUCAAGCAGGAGUCGGAGGAUCACGCUUGAGUGACGAGCUCAUGCAGCCAAGGGGACAUGGACAGUGAACUGCGUUGCCUGGAGCAACGGCUGUAAAUAGAUACAUUGACCUACCUGGUCGUCAUCAGGAGUGACGUCACGACCGCACCAGGUUUCCUCCAACCUAUCAGGGACUCACGUACUCAGGGCUACGACUGACACUGUCCCAUGACUACUUAACGGUUUCAGCGUUUAUUAUUCUUAGAGACAAUCAUCUACGCAGGACUUGGACUUUAAUGUAGUUAUAUAAUGUUAUUAUCAUUGUUGCUGUUGUUGUUGUAUUAUUAUUUGGUCUUUAUUUUCAAAUCUGUUUUUUUGGAUCAGUUACUUGUUCUAUAACCUCCUUAAUUUAUUAUAGCUACUUUUGUUGUCUUUAAAAAGCAAUAAGUGGAAUUUGUGGUUACACUGACAGGGUGAAAUCAAUGUAAAAAACAAAACAACAAAAAUACUUGUGUUACUUUAAUAGGUUUUUUUUUUUUUUUUUUCCAUGUGGCCAUUUCUCUGUAGAUAGUCACUCCCUUAAUGCCUACGCCUGCGACCUCUGACCUACAGGAGCAGGGGUGUCCACUCUUCAGGGUUUAUCUAGUCUAUUUAAAUGAAAACAAACGAAACAGCGUAGCAGGUUGAAACGAUUUGUUCCUUUAGAAACGAGAGCUUUGUUUUCCGUAGCUUCCCUCGAGUGUGACUGUGUCAUUUCUGAUGCCUACUUCAUUAUUUGAGACAGAAAAAAAGGGGCAUUUUGUUUGUUUGUUUUUUUUUGUAUAUUUUUCACAACGGUUACCUCAGUGUGCGUGUGAUGAUGAUGAUGAGGAUGAUGAUGAUGAUGUGAGUGCGUAAGUGUCUGGGACAGCUUAUAAGGUGGGAGCUUUUCUAUUUAUUUGUUUUCUUUGCUACUUGAAGAAGAAGAAGAAGAAGAAGAAGAAGAAGAAGAAGAAGAAACCAAACUGAAGUGGAGUGCAGCUCUUCAUGUGGUCCAAAACGAGCGGCACCGCCCGCUCAACAUGUAGCACAUAACGGACUCAGGAGGCUGGUGAGCCGACCCUCCUUAAUCGUCCCUCCUUUAUUAUUUUUAUUUUAGUAUUUUAUUUUAUUCUAUGAACACUGUCCACGCCCGACGGGGAAGAGAAUUUUUGGGGGUAUUUCACUCUUGGCGCUAAGAAACCAAAGUUGACGUGGCUUUAAAUUUCAAAUGCACACCAAAAA